This is a messenger RNA of Sturnus vulgaris (Common starling), 4510 nucleotides long. The record is from RefSeq and is a predicted model, not a curated record. Lineage: Eukaryota; Metazoa; Chordata; Aves; Passeriformes; Sturnidae.
GGAGGUCACGUGACGGUCGCGGGUGCCGCCGCCGCCGCUUUGUGAGCGCACUGGGCAGAUUUUGUAUUUUGUACAUACAUUGUUUUGUAUAUACUGUAUAUGAUGACUUCGGUGGGCAGUGAACGUACCCGGGGCACUCGGGACAAAAUGCAAAUUUCAGCGACACAGCCAACACAACCACAGAAACAAGUAGUUCAGGCAACAGCAGAACAGAUUCGCCUCGCUCAGAUGAUCUACGAUAAGAAUGAUGCAGAUUUUGAAGACAAAGUGAAACAACUUAUGGAAGUGACGGGGAAAAACCAGGAUGAAUGCAUAGUGGCACUACAUGAUUGUAAUGGGGAUGUGAACAGAGCAAUCAACAUACUGCUGGAAGGAAGUUCAGACACGACUUCUUGGGAGACUGUAGGGGGAAAGAAGAAAAGUCUUGGAAAGGAAGGUUCAGAAAACAAAGAGAACAGAGAGAAACGAGGGGACAGAGAAGUGAGUCGCGGACGGGGAAGUUCCAACAGACGGGGAAGAGGAGGCAGCCGUGGACGAGAGUUUAGAGCUGAAGAGAAUGGAGUGGACAACAAUCAAGGAGACAGGCCUUCAGACCGUGGGAAACGUGGCCGUGGGAGAGGGUUUGGACGUGGCAGAGGGAGAGGAGCGGGGAGGUUUUCAGCCCAAGGCAUGGGGACAUUUAAUCCUGCAGACUAUAUGGAGUCUUCUGUCACUGAUGGCUUUGGGACAAAGUCAGAGAUCUGGGAGACUGGUCAGAAUGAUGCAGAUGAUGGAACUGGAGCAUGGAAAAACUCAAUAGAAGAAUGGACAGCAGAAGAUUGGAAUGAAGAUCUUUCUGAAACAAAAGUCUUCACUGCGUCUUCUGUUCCAGCUGAAAAUCAUGUGACUCCUGGGCAAAGCAUUGAUUUGGUGACACUGCUUCAAAAGCCGGUGACAUCUACCCAAGAGACAGAAAGCAACUCAUUUGAGUCUCCCCAGCAGCAGACCUUUGGCCAAGCCUUAGUAUUCACAAAUUCACAGCACAGCACCCAGAUGGCAUCAGGAACAGGCAGCUCCAGUGCUGUAAACUCUUAUUCUCCUCAAAGUCUGUCGGCAGUUCUUUGUUCUGGCUUUGGAGAGCUCAGAUCCUCUAAACUGGCAAACUCUACUGGGUCCCAAAUCUUAGACCAAUUGAAAUCACCAGGAUUGGGUCAGUUUACCUCUCAACAAACCAAUAGCAGUUCUGCAACCACUAGCACAGUUGCUGCAUCAUCCUGGGAUCUAAAACCACCUAGUACUCAAUCCUCAGUCCUCAGUCAAUUUGACUUUAAAUCUCAGCCUGAGCCAUCUCCAGUUCUGAGCCAGCUGACCCAGCGGCAGCAACAAAUGCAGGUGGUUCCUGUUCCUCCUCCUGGGCUGGAGUCCUCUCAGAUAAAGCUCCGAGAGCCAUCACCAGUAGACACCUCUACAGCUGUUAGCAAAAUAUUACAGCUCCCUGCUAUCUCUAUGGAUAACCAGGCAGUGACUGUUCAUCAAACCCAGCAGAAACAGAUCAAACCACCAAAAAGGAGGAUAACUCCAGCAUCCAAGAUUCCUGCCUCUGCUGUGGAGAUGCCUGGAUCAGCAGACAUGACAGGGUUAAAUGUUCAGUUUGGAGCUCUUGAGUUUGGAUCAGAGCCUACACUCCCAGAGUUUGGAUCAACUUCAAGCAGUGAGAGUACCAGCCAGGCGACCAACAAUAGUUUAUAUUCAAAAUCUGUAAAUGAUCCUUUGAAUACCUCUUUGCCAAUAUCCAAUACAGUACAGGACUCCACCUACACAACCUCUGCCAUCAGCUCUUCCAGUCUGACCUGCUCAUCCCAGAGCACUAGCCCAGUAACAACUUCCUCCUAUGACCAGACUUCUGUGCAUAGCAGGAUAGCGUACCAAAGCUCCAUGGCUCCGUCUGAACCACCUGCUGUUGCAGUUACGAACGGGCACAGUGGUGUUAGGACACAGGCAGCACUUGACACUACUUCAUCAGCACCCAAGACAGAGCCUUCCCCCUCACUACCUUCGUCUGGUUCUCUGCCCAGUGUGGUGUCCACCACGGCCUCGCUUCUGUCUUCAGCAUCACAGCACGUGGCAGCAUUGCCCAGUUUGCCUCAGUCUAGUGAUCUGGCCAGCAGCUCGCUCUCCCAGCUGAGCAGCUCCCUUUCCAAUCAUCAGAGCAGCCUCUCUCCUGCCUCAGUGUUGUCUUCAAGCACAUCACAUGUGCACACUAGUAUUGAGAACACAACUUCGCUCCAGCCCUCAACAACCUUUUCAACUGCUUCAACCUCAGCCACUAGCACCACCUCCUCGGUUGUCAGCAUGGCAAGCAGUAUGAACACUACAAACAGCCUUGGCCUCAGUGUUACCAGUGUGUCUAUACCAGCUGCUACCACACGGGCAGCUCCCUUAGUGUCUUCAGGCAAAGCUCCCCCAAACCUGCCCCAAGGUGUACCACCCUUGUUGCAUAACCAGUAUAUUGUGGGACCUGGAGGACUUCUGCCUGCCUACCCACAGAUUUAUGGUUAUGAUGAUCUCCAGAUGCUUCAAUCCAGACUGCCAAUGGUAAGUAAAUGACUUGCUUAAGUUUUAAACAAGUUGUCUUCACUGUUGGUCAUUGGUGCCACAUAAAUUUGUUCAUUUAAUGGUGGUUAAGAGCUUUUCCUUAUGUUCUAUGUUCUUUCUUUUUAAAUUUACAUGAUAAUUGUGUAAAUUGAUACAGAGCAACUGUUGCAUGAUACAUUUGUUCAGCUGAAAAUCUCUAAAUAGACACAAGUGUACUCUUUGCUCCUGAGUGGAGAAAUGUCUAAUUUUUGUAGCAACAUUGACAUUUUGUCUAAUCUAGUUAAAGUCUUAAGUGUUUUCUUCUACCAAGACCUAAGGUUGAACAGCUAGUACACAAGUUGGUAGCCAGUAGGUGUAUCUGAGAGAUUUUGGGUGUGCUCAUAGGUAUAGAUCUUUGCAUAUGCAUCAUGACAACAAACGCAGGUGAGCUGCAGGAGGGAGAGUGUGCAAAGUUUUUUUUCCUUAUCUGAAUCCAGAAUACAAAUGACAUAUGAGACAGACUGAGCUCUCAGAUGGAUUCAAAAAAGCCUCAGUCUAGAUUGAAAAGUUAUAAAGAAUUCUCCUAUCAGAAAUCUAGGGUAAGGAACUUGGAGAAAAGGUCUGGUAGUAGGCAGCUCAGAACAGUUACAUACUAGAUUGAUGCAGUGUAUCUGUAGAGAAAUGGAGCAGUGGGCAGUGAUCUGAGAAGACUGGAUUAAUGCCAUAAUGUAAGGCCCGAAUACAGGUAUUCUGUGGAGAGCUUGGAGCAGCCAGAGUCAGAUAGUUUAAAGGGGAGUACAGGGAUGACUCAGACAAUGCCCUGUCAGACUGUGGACUCUGAAUGAAAAAGAACCCCAAAGCUGAGCAAAUGGAUAAAGACUUUUACCAGAGAAAGUCAUGAUACUUGAUGAACUGUCAACUGAAGUGCAUGGAAUUAUUUUUGUGGCAACAAGGUGCAAAAUAUUUGAAGUUGCAGGGCCAGGAGACACAUAUUGUAAUGUAUUAACAUAGGCUACAUGCCUGGUGGCCACCAAGCUGCUCUAUCACUCCCCUCCUCAUCUGGUCAAGGGAGAAAAUACAUCCUGAAAGACAUGUGGAGUAAGAUAAGUACAGGGAGAAAUUAGUCACUGGUUACGGUCAUGUGCAAGAGAGAUGUGACUUGGGGAAAUCAGUUUAACUCAUUAGCAAACAAAUCAGGGCAACAGGCAGGUGGAUAAUGAAAUUAAACCAAAUCUACAGAACACAUUGCCUUCACCUCUCAUGUUUUCUGGGACUCACUUUCAUUCAUGAUUGUCUCUACAUUCAUCUCCCAUGUGGCAUAGGAGGAUAGGGAAUGGGACUGCCUUCUGUGCCAUCGCUCUUCUGCUCCUCCCUCCUCAUACUCUUGCCUGCUCCCGUUUUGGUUCCACAGUCUUCUAAAACUUCAGCACGAGUCCUAAAAUGUUUUAUGCUGGAAGAGGUAAUCUGGUUGCAAGCACCUCUGCCAUGUGAAGGGAAACCUUUUCCUGGACCACAAUGAACAAAGCCCCAUCCAGUCUGGCCUUGGACACAUCCAAGGACGUGGUAAUCUGGCUAACUCUAGGACUUGUUCCAGUGCCUCGCAAUCCUCAUAGUAAAGGAUUUCUUUCAAAUGCCUGAUAUAAACCUACUCUAUUUCAGUUUAGAGAUGCUCCCUGUGGUCCAUUGCCUGUCACUGGAGAUGCUGUGCAAAACUGGUUUUUCUUGGUUUUUUGUAAGGUACACUGAAAUGUUGAAAGGCCACAGUAAGGUUUUCCUGGAGCGGUCUCCAGAAUGAAGAACCCCAACUCUGUGACCUGUCUUUAUAGAAAAAGUGUUCUGAUGAUCUGACUGUGUUUGUGGCCGUCUAGUGGACAUGAUGGAAUAAGUCAAUACCUUCCGUGUCCUGACGCCUACAGAUUUGAAAAUUGGAAAAGGAGGAGGAAAAUACUGAUGAAAA